AUGGCGGAUCCCAAAGAAAGUUGGAAGCAGGAGGAUGACGAGGAGGAAGAAGAUAUUGAUGAGACAAGUUAUAUCUCUCAAAAAGAUGCCGUGCUCUUUGCGAUUGAUGUCAGCGAGAGCAUGCUCUUGUCCCCUCCCUCUUCGGACUCCAAUAAAGGCGAAACCGACAGUCCGACCAUAGCUGCCAUCAAGUGCGCGUACCAAAUCAUGCAGCAAAGGAUUAUAUCGAGUCCGAAAGAUAUGAUGGGCGUGUUGUUAUUCGGCACCGAAGAGUCUAAGUUUCAAGAGGAAGAAUAUUCGAAUAGUCGGGGGCAUCUUGCAUACCCACACUGCUACCUUCUGAGUGAUUUGAACGUCCCUGCAGCGGAAGACGUUAAGGUUCUGAAGGCGAUUGUGGAGGAUGACGAGGAAGCGAAAAGUCUGCUCGUUCCUACCAAGGAACCAUUUUCCAUGUCCAAUGUCUUGUUCUGCGCCAACCAAAUCUUCACAACGAAAGCUCCCAAUUUCGGGUCGAGGAGGUUAUUCAUAAUUACAGAUAAGGAUGACCCUCAUUCUACGGAUAAAAAGGCGCGGUCCCAGGCUGCUGUCAGAGCAAAGGAUCUUUACGAUUUGGGUGUCAUCAUCGAACUAUUUCCCAUAUCGCAUGCAGACCAUGAAUUCGAUCGCGCAAAUUUUUAUGAUGACAUCAUCUAUCGCGACCCUGACGAGGAAAGCACUCUACUAGCCGCGCCUAACAACUUCAAAUCGUCUGGAGAUGGAAUUUCCCUCCUUACCAAUCUCAUCUCGGACAUCAACUCAAAACAAGUCGCAAAGCGGACGCUAUUCUCUAAUUUGCCUUUUGAAAUUGGCCCAGGAUUUAAAAUAUCCGUCAAAGGGUACAACCUCUUGCAAAAGCAAGCGCCAGCACGAAGCAGCUUUAUUUGGCUUGGUGGCGAAACCCCCCAAAUUGCUGUUGGCGAGUCAGCACGCAUGGAAGAAGAUACAACCCGGAUAGUUGACAAGGCUGAGAUUAAAAAGGCUUAUAAGUUCGGCGGGACCCAAAUCCUUUUCAAACCAGAAGAGCAGAAAGAGUUGAAGACCUUUGGCCCGCCGGUUCUUCGAAUUAUUGGAUUCAAGCCUCAAAACAUGCUACCUUUUUGGGCUUCCGUUAAAAAGUCGACAUUCAUAUAUCCCAGCGAGGAAGACUAUGUCGGCUCAACUCGCGUCUUUGCUGCGCUAUGGCAGAAGCUUCUAAAUGAUAAAAAAAUGGGCGUUGCAUGGUAUAUUGCGCGAACAAAUGCCACGCCCCUUCUUGUUGCUAUCUUACCAUCUCAAGAGAGGCUAGAUGAGGCCACCAAUAUCCAGGUUCUUCCUGCGGGGUUAUGGCUAUACCCACUUCCUUUUGCGGAUGAUAUUCGAAAUCCUCCCGAUGUCCCCACACCCAUUGUCAGUCCAGACAACCUUGUCGAUGAAAUGCGUAAAAUAGUUCAACAAUUACAGCUCCCAAAAGCACAUUAUGAUCCGGUCAAGUAUCCAAACCCAUCUCUACAAUGGCACUACCGGAUCUUACAAGCGUACGCCCUUGACGAAGAAAUUCCUGAUGUUCCAGAAGAUAAGACUAUUCCGAAAUACCGCCAGAUUAAUAAGCGGGCUGGGGAAUACAUCAACAACUGGCAGAAGCUCCUGGCGGAGCAGGUUCAGCUUUUUCAAAAGGAGCGAAAAGAGCGGGGUGGAUUGAAACACGAGAUUGAAGAUGACGAUGGGCCUCCUAAGAAGAAAGCGAGGACUUCGGCAAAGGCUGCAACGAAGGGCUUAGCUGAAAUGAGUGCUGAUGAUUUAAGGAAAGCAGUAGAAGCUGGUACCCUUGGCAAGCAUAGCGUAGCGGAGUUCAAGGACUUGCUCCUGGCGAAGGGUUUGAGUACCUCGGGACGGAAACAGGAGUUGAUCGAUAGGGUAGAGCAGUGGCUUGAUGAUAAUUGA
Venustampulla echinocandica is the source of this 1959-nucleotide messenger RNA. RefSeq lists its product as uncharacterized. Gene Ontology annotation, cellular component: Ku70:Ku80 complex; nucleus. NCBI's taxonomy places the organism in Eukaryota, Fungi, Ascomycota, Leotiomycetes, Helotiales, Pleuroascaceae. The record is from RefSeq and is a predicted model, not a curated record. Gene Ontology annotation, biological process: telomere maintenance; cellular response to gamma radiation; cellular response to X-ray. The transcript is spliced from 3 exons. Gene Ontology annotation, molecular function: double-stranded DNA binding; DNA helicase activity; telomeric repeat DNA binding. Bases 1 to 1959 code for a protein of 652 amino acids.